Messenger RNA from Paraglomus brasilianum, 408 nucleotides. The record is from the annotation of a GenBank genome assembly. Lineage: Eukaryota; Fungi; Glomeromycota; Glomeromycetes; Paraglomerales; Paraglomeraceae.
AUGUUCAAACCACACGCUUGGGGAAGGAAUACCUUCGUACUCCACAUUCUUUGUGAAGGUCAUUUCACCGGCCAUCCUGGCUACAAGAUGUUUGAUCCGAAACCGUUUCUUGCCAAAACUGGGCCCAUACCUCUCUAUCCUGGCCAUUCUCAUAGGCUCAGCUAUAUCUGUUUCUUUACAAGAAUGCAAUUUCCGGAUACAGUGGCAAGCAUAAUCGCUGAUAUAGCAGCUAGCCAAUGGACUACUUCAAACGGCUGUGCGAAAUUAUGGCUCUGCCAUGCCAUGCGUGAACUUGAGGCGUUCUUGGCUGCUAAUGAUCCUUUGCAUGAAUUUGGUGGGUUGUAUCGCGUCACCAUGAGUGAUGGACGAUGGAUAUGGAUUUGUACUGGUUGCAGUGAAAGAGCAUGA